Messenger RNA from Varanus komodoensis (Komodo dragon), 1185 nucleotides. RefSeq names its product vomeronasal type-2 receptor 26-like. Gene Ontology annotation, biological process: G protein-coupled receptor signaling pathway. The coding region runs from base 1 to 1185 and encodes 394 amino acids. The transcript has 3 exons. Gene Ontology annotation, molecular function: G protein-coupled receptor activity. The record is from RefSeq and is a predicted model, not a curated record. NCBI's taxonomy places the organism in Eukaryota, Metazoa, Chordata, Lepidosauria, Squamata, Varanidae. Gene Ontology annotation, cellular component: membrane.
AUGCUAGGCCUGCUUGCUGCUGUGGAAAGCCAUCUUCCCAACUUCAGCUGUGGGAAGAGGAAGAACCUGCUGGCCAUUCUUGAAGGAAGUGAAUCAGACAUCUCCACUCUAAUUGCAGCCAUGUCCAGCAUCUACAAGAUUCCUCAGGUGGUGCCUCAUUCCAGGUGUGUGAAGAGCUGUCACCCCGGUUAUGCCAAGGAGACUCAGGAAGGGAAGCCACCCUGCUGCUACACUUGUGCCCUGUGUGCAGAAGGGACCAUCUCCACUCAGGAAGAUGGAGAGCAGUGCAGCAGGUGUCCUGACCAUCAGCACCCAAACAAGGACAGAGAUCACUGUGUCCCCAAGAGAAUUACCUUCCUCUCCUAUGAGGAACCUUUGGGGAUUCUCCUGGCUUUCUUUUCCCUAAUUUGUCUUUUAAGCUCAGGCCUUAUACUUGGAAUCUUCAUUAUAUUCCGAGAAACUCCAAUCGUCAAAGCCAACAACAGGAACCUCUCCUACACUCUCCUCGUUUCCCUUCUGCUUUCCUUCUUGUCUUCCUUCCUGUUCAUUGGCCAGCCGAGCAAAGCAACUUGUCUGCUCCGUCAAACAGCCUUUAGCAUCCUCUUCUCAGUUGCCACCUCAAGUGUGUUAGCCAAAACCAUCACUGUGGUGCUGGCCUUUCUGGCCACCAAGCCAGGGAACAGAGUGCAGAGAUGGCUGGGACAGAGUUUGGCCACCUCCAUUGUCAUUUCCUGUUCCACUGUGCAACUGGUAAUCUGCUGCAUCUGGCUGGGCAUGGCUCCACCCUUUCCAGAUGCUGACAUGCACUCCCAGCCUGGACAGAUCCUCUUGCAGUGCAAUGAGGGGUCUGUCACAAUGUUCUACACUGCCUUGUGCUACAUGGGCUUGCUGGCCGCCCUGUGCUUCACAGUGGCCUUCCUGGCCAGGAAUCUUCCUGGAGCCUUCAACGAAGCCAAGCUGAUCACCUUCAGCAUGCUGGUCUUCUGCAAUGUCUGGAUGUCCUUUGUGCCCUCCUACCUGAGCACCACGGGGAAGUACAUGGUGGCUGUGCAGAUCUUCUCCAUCCUGGCCUCCAGUGCUGGGCUACUGGCCUGCAUCUUUCUUCCCAAGUGCUACAUCAUUAUCCUGAGGCCUGAUCUGAAUACGAAGGAACAUCUCAUGACCAAAAGCAAAGAUACCAUCUGA